GAUUAUCAAAAUACCUGUAGUGUGCCCUUGAUCGAGUUAAUAUUUAAAAAUAGUAAUGCGGGGUUUUUUAAUUAGGUUCAGGUAUCUUUUCAAUUAUGUUAAACAUCUUUUGGGGGGGAGAAGAUUUAUUUAGAUGUUUUAGAAAGUGAGGGCUGUUGGGCUUUUUUCCCAGGAGUCCUCUUCUUUUUUAGCAGGUUUCCUUUAUUUGAGGAGAAAAAAAGAACACCACAAUGUUUCUUGCAUAACCGUAAUUUAGAAAACCUGACAGACCCUUGCCAUUGGGCAACUAAGUUAAUAAUUGACAAAGAGGCAUAGCUGGCCUCAAUGAAUGAUUCCACACCAACACUGUCAGCUGGUGCAACCUACUCGGCCCCUCUCAAAAAUUACUGGAAAGAGGAAUGGUAAUCAACAGUUACUGCAAAAUGAUGUUUCUGGUGACAAAUGGUGCAAGGUUGCCCCAUGUCUCCCAAAGCAGAGAUGUUCCUGGCACAGGAGCAUAAUUUCUGGAUGCUACAUAGAAAACUACUUCCAUAGUCCCCUUUUUAUUCAUCAGAGCUGCUUUACGGUAUCAGUAUGGCAUUAUCCAGGCCUGGGAUUUUCAAAGGAAGCACUCCAGAUUUGGCAGCAUAGUGAUCACAGUGGCUUCAGCUGCCCCAUCUGUCUCCAGACAGCUACUCUCCCAGUAGAAACCAACUGUGGACAUUCAUUCUGUGGUUCCUGUCUGAUCACAUACUGGAAACAGAGUCCCUGGUUAGCAGCAAUAACCUGCCCUCUCUGCAGACAAAAGGUGGUUCUUCUGGAUAACAUCUCUUGUGAAAAGCAACAAGAUAAUCCAUGUAAACAAAUUGUACAUGACAUUAGAGAUUACAACAAGCGUUUCUCAGGGCAACCUCGACCCUUUGCAGAUUACCUUUAUGACAUGCCGUUAUUCCUGACUCUUGCCUUGCGAGGUGUCUUCACCUGGGGUGGUCUCGUGUGGAUUUUUUUCCUAAGAGUUGCUGUUUGCUCCUUUGGAACUAUCAUAUGCUUGUCUUCCCUGUUUGACAUGAAGCCUGGGCCUCUCUGUAGGACACUUGGAACAGCUGAUGACAUGGUGGUUGUUUCCCUUCUUUUAAUUUGCAUGAUAAACAUUUGUCAGCAAAUGGCAUCUAAUGAGGUAAAUAUGGCAAGAUCUGCAGCUCAGAGCAUGCUGUCAGAGUCCUGAGUGACUCAGACUUGGAUUCCUUGGUCAAACUUCUUCAAGCAAUGACAGGCUUCUCUUCGAUUUGGGGCAGUGUAUGAUGGAUUUGUUAUUCUGCUGCAGACAAAGGCUGAAGCAGGACUCAGCAAUACUUGGCAUGGCCAAAUGAUUCGACGUGCAAGCGCCUAGAAGGCUAGCUUUACACUGUACGCUUGCUAGACUCUUUCAUGCUGCAUUUUUCUGUAACUUAUCUUCAUACAAAGUGCCUGAAUUGAAAACGCCUAAAGCUAUGAACAGAGCUUAAAAUUACAAUGCCAAUCAACUUGCAGUUGAAGAGUUUUGGAACUCUUGCACUUUAACAUUUUACAUCUUGGCUCGAUUUGAAUAGAAUCUUGAGAACUUAGCAAACUGUACAAUUUGCUAAGUCUUGUAUGACACAAGGAACGUUAGAUAGUAUCACUACAAAAUCUUGUAUCAGUGCUUUGUGUUAUCACAGCUGAUUACACAUCCACUGGAAUGCAGAUUUUGUACAGCAUUGCAGUAAGUACAGUCCUGAUUUAAAUAUGGAUAAUAUUAAACUGGUAGUAACACUGGCUUGGAACAAAAAUGCAACUAAAAAGUAGAAGUAUUACAAGGGGAGAAAAGCAUUAAAAAUCAUGCAAGAAAUGUGAACAAAUCUCUUGUGUAGCUUUCACAUAAGCCUAUGCAAGGUACAUAGCUUCCUUGAACUCUGUGCAUCUAAGCUUUAACAAAGUCAGCAUGACUGUUUCCUUUCUAGACUUCAUACAGUCCUUGUGAUUUCCUCGUAAGUCUUGGUACCAGUUCAGCCAGAGAAAUCAAGGCCAAUUUUAUGAUGAUGAUAAUAUAAAUAACAGGAAGUUUAUGGGAAGUUUACCGAAGCUGGGGUGUGUGUGUAUGUCUGUGUUGAGCUGCAAAGAGUUAAAAAUGCUGGUACAGUGCCAGACAACCCUGUGCAUCUGUCCCUGUAUAACCUGUACAUUUGCUAUGUAUUUGGAGUCAGUGGACUUCAUUUUUGCAGAUGAAUUGUAUAUUGAAAUAGAUAUAUUAAAAUUUAUGAGUAUUUAUUGUUCACAAUACACAGGUCUCCAACUGUUUUUUCCUUCUAUGUAUUUUCAGCUGACAUAUUUUAUUGUGCCCUUGAAUUGUAAGCUAUGAUAUACCAUUAUGUUGCAGUUGUUUUCUUGCUUGUUGUACUCUUUUUGUUAUGAUGUUUCUUCAUUUUAUUCCCAUCAACUUUCAUUGUCUUUAAUUAUGUCCCUGAACUUGUAAAGCUGUUUCUUUUAACAAUGGGUACUUUGGAAAUGGCAACAAUUGCUUUUCCAUGAGCUACAAGGCAGGAAGUGCAUUGUUUCUUUAAAAAAAUUACCAGAUGUUUUUGAGUGCUGACUACUGACAUGAAAAAAACCCAGAAACUAUUAUUUUCCAAGUUCUCCAAGUGCAAUUUUGUUAUUGUGUAACUUCUGUUUGCAUUUAACUGGGAAUUACAGCCUAUGGCAAUACUAAAGAACGGAAUUUCUAUCAAGCUAAGUGUAUAAAGAUGGAGUCCAUCUAUACAAAUACUGACUCCAUGGAAAGGGACUGUAUGUUGUUCCUCUUGCAUAACACAGGCUCGCCAAGAGGGUGGCAGUUUGCAGUGUGAAGAAAAGAAGGGUUCUCAUGAGUGACUUAUAUCAGAGUUGUAGCUGAUCUGAAUAUGCUCUUCUGUUCUGCCACCCCUCGCUUCUAAAUCCCCUCCUUCAGCUGGGUACCCUGGUUUUGCUUUUUAAACAAAAUAGUAUCUUUUAUUAAGAAGUAACAGACAAAUGGCAGAGAAAGAAAGAAUUUCUGAAUGUCACUGAAGGCACUCGCGGUGUUUGGGUCUUGCAAGAUCAAAACAGUUUGUACUGUCGGGUGAAACGUUUUUGCUGUAUACAACCAGAGUGUCCAAACUCUCUCCUUCCACAGCCCAGUUAUGCCAUGACCUGUCGUUGUGAGCCUGGCAGUACCUUGUAGGACUAACUAUAUAGAGCAAUCUUCGAAAUCACCUGGGAACAAAUAAAAGCUGGAUUUGGCCAGCAGGCAGCCAGGAAGGUUUCUGAGCCUUGACAAAUGCAAGUCUAAGGAAGGAAACCCCUUUCUCUCUCCCUCUGCAUUCCCCGUGCCUGCUGUCGCUGAGUUCAGCUCUGCAGCUGGCAGGCUGUGUAGAUGCACAUGCUCUGAGCUGGGUCUGGCUGAAGCAACUUGAUGAGAACGGACAGGGAGAGCUGGGCUGUUUCAGGGGUGACUCCCCACAAGGCAGCUGGCAGGAUGGAAGGAACGCACCUGCAUUAUGUACAUAUUUUCAGCAAUUGUGUCUGCUCAACCUAGUCUUUCAAUGUCAAAGCGGGCUGUUUCACAUCUGCACAGUGAUUAACGCACACUGAGGGCGAGUUGCUUGCAAAGACAAAAUGGUACAAAUUAUUGAUAGCAAAGCGACUGUGCUGCAAGAAUGGAGACAGAAAAAAGACAGCAGGAAACAGAAGAAAACAGAGAGAAAAGCACUGCACAUCUGCAAAAGUGAUUUUCAAAUACCAGCCACCAAAGAAGUGCUAUAAUCAGAGUAAAAAAAAUCCCAAACAGAACUUUCCAAUGGAAAUCAUGUUUGGGUCUUAGCUGUACAGACAGCGAACUUAAAAGCACCAUGUGCAAUGCCAAGUGUAGUUACCUGGGAUUAAACAUGGCAAAGGGCAGCGACUCAAGUCCAUUGAGUUAGUUAUGUUGCUCCUUGUGCUGUUGUUCCUGCUUGUGGCCAGUCUAAAUACCGGCACUGGGGUACCCGCGGCUGGUUGUUGUGUCUUCGCUGACUGGAGCAAAUGAUUCUUCCUCAUCCCUGGCUGUGGGGAUUGUUGACAGAAAAUACACAGUGCUUCACAGCAAAGUGAGUGCAUUUUAUUUCUCAUUAAUAAUUAAAAUGUACACUUCAAAUGAUAAAAGAUUAUUUUUAAUACGGACAGUACAGUAAGAAGAAAUUACCCUCAUCACAAGUGUCAGGAAAUUCGUUAACACUGCUGUUCCCAGAUUACAUGACUCUGGAUUAGGAGCUGUUCAUGAUGGAGCGAUACUCCCUCUGAUGUUCCACAAGUUUCAAAAACACUCUGUAUUUCUUGUCAUAAAAUCUGUGUAAGAAAGUUAAUUUCAACAAAACCUGAGAUUUUGCGAUUUAAAUCCCCUGUAAUAAACACGUUUACUUCCUCCA
Molecule: messenger RNA, 4415 nt
Organism: Phalacrocorax carbo (great cormorant)
Lineage: Eukaryota; Metazoa; Chordata; Aves; Suliformes; Phalacrocoracidae
Source: RefSeq, a predicted model, not a curated record